This is a messenger RNA of Exaiptasia diaphana, 2080 nucleotides long. RefSeq lists its product as uncharacterized. The transcript has a single exon. Bases 167 to 1987 code for a protein of 606 amino acids. Gene Ontology annotation, biological process: positive regulation of DNA-templated transcription. The record is from RefSeq and is a predicted model, not a curated record. Lineage: Eukaryota; Metazoa; Cnidaria; Anthozoa; Actiniaria; Aiptasiidae. Gene Ontology annotation, molecular function: ubiquitin-protein transferase activity. Gene Ontology annotation, cellular component: nucleoplasm; chromatin.
GAUUCCUGGAAGUCAAUGUAUUUGUGAAAUUCCUUCAUGGAAAUACUUAUCUUUUUACCGACAAUUUUACAAUUGACGUCCUUUCAGACGAACUAGUUCUUUGAUGUUGUGCUUCUGGAAAUCUCAGAUAUUGUUUUUACCAUACUUACAGUAAGCUUACUGAAAAAUGGCAGCUUGCAAAAACUUCCAAAUGGAGCUGGAAGACUCGGAGGUUUGUUGUCCGUUAUGUUUCGAUAUAUUUGAGGUUCCGAAGUCCUUCCCUAACUGUGCUCACAAUGUCUGUAAAUCAUGCCUUUCGAAUUUGAUUGGGAGGAAGAAGGAUGUCAUGGAUAUUGAGUGCCCAGUAUGCCGCCAAACUUCACCUUUACCUUCUCGAGGAGUUGAUGGAUUUCCAACGAACACGUUGAUUGUGAGGUUGAUUGAGAAGAUUCCUGGAAUAAAGGAAAAGAAGGAGAUAAAGCACGCUGUACGUUUGUGUAAGGACGAGAUAGAGAGAAAUACGAGAAUCCGAGAAAACUUGGAAAGACAACUUGCUGUGGUGAACAACAACAAACAACUUGGCGAAGACCUGAAAAAACAGAUUUCUUCUCACGCUAAAGAAUGCAUUGACGUCAUCGUAAAAUGUGAAGAGAAAAUGCAUGAAGAAGUGGAUAAGUAUCUUAAAGAACAUUGCGGUUUGAAAUUUCACGAGCAAUUGGAAAAGGAAAUAGAAGAAAUGACAUCCUAUUUAGAAGUUGCCCAAAAUUGCGUUUUUAAUGUUGAAGACACUGUUAAUAACGAAGAUUUAUCAGAGAUUUCUGAAAUGAAAGAAGUAAUAAAGGUUCAGUUGGAUGAAUAUUCAAGAUAUCCCGAAUCCUCAGUACAUACAAGUGCCAUGAACGUGAAAUCUUUUGACAUGACCUUGAAGAAGAGUGAUGUUAAUGAUGAUUUUCUAGGCAACUUGACAAAUGACAUACCACAGCCAGCUGAUCAAACCUGCUCUAGUAAUACCCAACAUGGUGAAAGUUUAGUUAGUGCUACAUGCAUGGAGGUUAAUUCAGGACCUUCUGAGUUUGUUAUCGAUGAAUACAGGGAAUUUGAAUCAGAAAGAGAAGUUCUACAUUGUGUUGAUCUACCAUUUUAUCCAUCCAGAAUUGCUGUUUGUCCUCAAAGUGGUGAUGUGGCUGUGCUGUGGAAGGAGAACCGGAAGGUUCACCUCUACAGUUCAGAUGCAGUGCACAAGGCAACAAUUCAAAUUGUGUAUGGAUCUUUGUCAGAUGUGGGCUUUUGCUCACUUGGCAAUGUUGUUGUAGUCAAUCGUGACAGCAACCGUCUGUUGUUUUAUGACAAAGGGGGCACAUUUAAGAGAAUAAAACUCCAUGUUGCUAGUGGAAACCUGAAGUACACCUACUUUUCAUGCAACAAUGAUGUGUUCACUGUUGUCUCAUCUGAAUUGAAUGAAGACUGUGAAAUUGAUAGCUCAAUCAUGAAAUGUGUGGUGGUUUACAAAUCAAAUAUUCCAACUCCCCAGAAAGUGUUUGGAAAAAAUCAACUUGUGAAACCACUUUCUCGUGCAGUCUAUCAUAAUGAGAAGAUCUAUAUUGCUGACCCAAGGGAAGGAAGCUAUGGUUAUGACAUUGUCCUAAAAGUAUUCCAUGGACCUGAAUUUGAGUUAGCACAAGUAGUAGUUGACAGUUCUUCGAUCACUGAAUAUAUACCAACUGAUUUUGUAUCUAUCUUCCGUAAUAAUAACUGUACAUUGUUUUACACUGGCCAGACUUCCUCUGUGUUGCUGUUUGGAUACCCUGAUAUUAAUCAUGUGUAUGCCAUUGAUGGUGCAAAUAAUAAUGUUGGGAUACGCUUCACUCAUCAUGCCAAGCAGCAAGAGUUGAUAGAAACUCAUACCCUCAGUUCAUCAGCAAACAUUGGACACCAUGAUAUUGUUCAAGUGGAGAUUUCUUCUUUUAGAAAAUCAUUUGAAAUAGUUGUUUAUCAUCAUGUUGAAUAGAAAUCUAUUUUCAGUUUUGGUCUUGUUACUAUAUUGUGGUCAGCAAACAAUUCAAUUUCAAUUCUAUAAUGAUUGAAAUAAAAUACACCAUGA